AUGGCUCCCACCAAUGCUCCUCUGGGUGAGCAGCCAGGUGCUGAGGGAAACGGUGCCCCCCCGUCAAGCUCAGACGAGUCAUGGAUUGCAGCUCUGGUGGAUGGUCUGGUCCCCAAGUUUCAAGCCAAUGGAAGCAUGCAAUCCGGUGAUUCGGCCAUGCAGACUGCAAACGAAGGCAAGUCAAGCGAUGGACCUGCAGGCUCUGGCACUCCUGCGACUGCGCCAGCUGGAAACGUGGGAUCCACGAGCACAAGCGGACCGCCCGCCAAUGGGCACCUCGACGUUCAAACUGGUGGCUCGAUGAACUUGGAUCGGUGA
This is a messenger RNA of Puccinia triticina, 318 nucleotides long. RefSeq lists its product as uncharacterized. NCBI's taxonomy places the organism in Eukaryota, Fungi, Basidiomycota, Pucciniomycetes, Pucciniales, Pucciniaceae. The record is from RefSeq and is a predicted model, not a curated record. Bases 1 to 318 code for a protein of 105 amino acids. The transcript is spliced from 2 exons.